Xiphophorus maculatus (southern platyfish) is the source of this 3404-nucleotide messenger RNA. RefSeq names its product scaffolding protein involved in DNA repair (gene spidr). Gene Ontology annotation, biological process: double-strand break repair via homologous recombination; regulation of establishment of protein localization to chromosome. Gene Ontology annotation, cellular component: nuclear chromosome; nucleoplasm. Lineage: Eukaryota; Metazoa; Chordata; Actinopteri; Cyprinodontiformes; Poeciliidae. The transcript has 21 exons. The record is from RefSeq and is a predicted model, not a curated record. The coding region runs from base 205 to 3048 and encodes 947 amino acids.
CUCCGGGACUCGCUGCUAAAAAAUGAAGCAUAUCUACUGCUGUUGAGCUAACUCCACCAGUAGUUCUUUCACUUCGCUUUCUUUGCACACCUGUCCAGCUACAAACACCGGGAACUUGCUAGAAACGGGUUAAACACCCUUAUUGUUCAAAGACACCCACAGCGGAAACAUUACUAAGUUGGAAGUUUGCAUGUUUUUGUUUCCAUGUCUUCUAGGAAGCGUAAAAGACUCUCCAAAGACAUAAAGUGUCUUUUGUUUCCGGCGGAUGCUGUUGAAAGUGGUCCUCAAAAAAGGGAGAGGGAAACUACAUCACUUCUAUCCUCCAGAAGUUGGGCAACAUGCGGGGACAGUUUUUUGGGCACCGCGACUCUUCAGUCAGGAAAAAAGCUGUCUGUCAAAAGGAAGUUGGCUCAGAAUCCUGCUAUAGUGCAGAGCAGUGCUCCCAGCCAUGAUGAGGACCCGGUGGAUAUCGCCUGGAGUUCCAGUGAAACUGAACCGUCUGAUGAUGAGAGUCAGGUGCAGCGUAAGUCCAAAGUUGCUUUGCAACAGAGGCCGCGACCUCCAAUGCCAAGAAGACCUAAUGCUCUGAUUCAGUCUUACACUACUGCUCUGAGCAUGCUCACUAAUGAGAAAGAUGAUCUUCCUGUUAUAGAAACAGACAGCGAUCUGGAUCAGUCCGAGGAAGAUGAUGAAAAGGACAGCGGGCAGCAAAUUUCAGACUGUGGGUCGGAGUCUGCUGAUGAAAACACAAAUGUUUGUCCUCUCGAUUCUGAACAUAUGAAAGAGCUAGAGAUCUCAGGUUAUGUGUCUGAUGGAGAUGAUCUUGGCUGCACGCUGACAUCUAGCAAACUGGACUCCGACGUCUUUUCUCUCCAAUCUGGAGAGGGCAGCAAAAGGUCUGUCCGUGACUGGCUGAGAUCUGCGCAGGCAAUGCUGCAGACACCUCAAAAACCAAUGGACAGGCAGUUCAAAACACCUGAAGACUCUACCAAAAAGAAAAGAAAGUUUAAAAGGCCAAAAAGAUCAGCUGUGGUCUCAGCAAACCAGAACACCUUCUACCACAGUGGAGGUCUGGCAGAGAGGCUGAACCGACUUCAGUGCAGGCAGAGGUCAGCUAUCAGUUUCUGGAGGCACAAGUCCAUCUCUGACACAUCAGUAGCAGCAGCCACAACAGUGGACCGGCCUGGUGUGCUGGUGCUGGAGGUGCUGGAGGUCCAUGAGGAGUCCAGCAUGCAAAUGGCGCACUGCGAGCACCAGCAGCCCCCCAGAGACGGCCAGCAGCAGAAAAACGGCGUCUCCGAGGAAACCACUCCGAUGUUGGUGUUGUUCAACAGAGAAACGGCAGCUCAGCUGAUUCCUGCACCUGGAGAUGUCAUCCACAUAUACCCACCUUGGCAAAGUCUGUCUAUAGAGGGCCUCAUCUGUCCUGUAAUCCUGAACACUCACUUCAGCCAGAAAGUGUCAUCUGCUUCCAAACCAGAUGAUAUGUCCUUACCAAAGAUCUGGCUGUCUGCGGAGAGGCGCUUGCCUUAUUUUUUGGGUCAAAUUUUUGGACUGCUCAAUGAAUGCAAGACCAAAAGUGAAGGCAGAGCAAAGCAGGUUGCAGUAUCUGAUGUUCUCUGCACUUUUGGAACAAGACCCUGUCUCUCUCUCUUGGAGGCCAUUGAAGGACUUGGCCAGGCAGGCAAUGUGGAUGUGGUUGUCCAAAGAGUUUACUCCAUCCCAAUGGCAGACUGUUCCCCUGUGUCCUUUCUCAAACACAGAGCAUCCCUUCGGUCCUCCACUGCUCCUCCUCCUGCAGAGAAAGGAAAAACCAGGUUAUGUGUUCUAGUCCAGGAUAGCUUCGGGAUUUUCAGCGUUGUCAGACUCCAGCCUCUGUCCAGCAAAGACGAGCUCCACCAGUACUGCCAGAUGUGGCAGGGGAGAACCUGUGUGCUUACGGGCGUUAAAGUGGUGCAGCGGGUCACUCGAGAAAGGCACUCCAGGCUUUUCAGCUUGAUAGACAGUCUGUGGCCCCCAGCAACGUCUCUGAAAGAUCAUGGAAACUCGCUUAGUAUGCUAAAUGAAAUCAGCUCUCCAGGUCCACCUCCAAGUUUCUGCUACCUGCUGUCGGGUCAUCGGAGAUCAGUAGAGCCCAGAGAAGGGCAAACCGUUUCACCACUCUACCUUCACCCAGCAAGCCGGACCCUACGAGACAUACUGCAUAGUGAGGCCAAAUCCUGUUGCUGCAGUUUUAUUGCCACGGUUUUAUACAAAAGAAUGCAGAGCACUGAUGUAGGCCGUGGGGAGGUGUGGUUGGUGCUGACAGACCCCAGUCUUCAGGAGGAGCAGCCCGAGAGGCCAUGCAGGCGAACAGUGGCUCUGUGUGUGAGCACUUCCUGUGUGCUCACUUCCUCUGUCCUCGAAGCACUGAAUUCCCCUGCCGUCUGUGAAAUGUCGUUCAGAGAUGCCAUCAGAGAACAUGGUGUGCUCCUCUGUGCGGAGCAGUCUGUCAUUGAAGUGUAUUCAGUACAACCCAAGAGUAGUUUUGAGACCACCACAAGGCAAGACUCACUUUCCAGCUCUGAGCCCCAGGUGAAGACUCUGCCUCAGCCUCUGAGACUGGAUUCCCUGAGUUUGGAGACCGCACCCAACUCCCUCUGUAGUCUCACAGGGGUGAUAAUUGGUGUAAAUGAGAAUGCAUCUUAUUCUUGGCCAGCUUGCAAUCUUUGUGGAAGUGACAACUUAGAGGUGUCAGCAGAAAAGCCUCAAAACUUCCACUGCAUUUCCUGUAAAUCGGCGUUGGACAAGCCGGACACAAAGGUUCAACUGGAGGUCUUCCUCAGCUCCUCCUCAUUGAGCAACUGCACCUUAAAAGUUAAGCUGCAGCAAAAGACGAUCAUGUCGAUCCUGAACACGCCCGUGCUGGAAAGCAGCGAGCUCCAAGGGUACGAUGUGGAGAGCGUCUUGGGAAAAGAGGUGGGUCCCAUGGCCGUUUAUGUCCGAGUCGUCACAAGGAAGCCUGCCCAGUGGAUGGGCCUGGAAGAGAUCUGCCUCCAAGCCUGCUGAUAGCAAGCCUCAGACUUUGACUGGCUCCAACAAUCUGCACACUGGGCCUUGGUCUGAGCCAGUUUAUCCUCUACUCCCCCUUCCGAAGGCCUCCUCUGACAGCUUGAGGCUGUUUUGAAGAGAAGGGGGCUGCAAAAAGACAAGGUCUUGUUUGUGUUAAUGAUAUGUGAUCCUGUGCAGCAGGAGUUGACAGCCCAAGGGUAGACCAGUGGCAUGCAGGCUGUCAAACCAGCCCAUGUGGAUCAUUAACUGUGAAUGAGUCUGAGUUUUGACUUUAAAAUUAUUUUCAAACUGUUCUACCUUUGUAUUAAAAAAACAAAACACUGACUGUCAAUAAAAUGACUUAUUUUUGCUGA